Molecule: messenger RNA, 3436 nt
Organism: Micropterus dolomieu (smallmouth bass)
Lineage: Eukaryota; Metazoa; Chordata; Actinopteri; Centrarchiformes; Centrarchidae
Product: B2 bradykinin receptor-like
Exons: 2
Coding region: 49-1101 (350 amino acids)
Biological process (GO): neutrophil chemotaxis; immune response; G protein-coupled receptor signaling pathway
Cellular component (GO): membrane
Molecular function (GO): bradykinin receptor activity
Source: RefSeq, a predicted model, not a curated record
GUCAAGUGUAGUAUCUGGGCUUUUUACAUCUGGACUUCUUCAGGAGGAAUGGCUCUUCAACCCACAAGCCCGACAACUACACAUGGAGUCCAAAACCACACAAAUGCCACUAAGUGUCCUACAGGAGAAAACCAUGAAUGGAUCUACACUGUGAUCCCAUUGUAUAUCCUGAUUAUCACGGUGCUGGGAAUCGUGCUUAAUUUGUUUGUCCUGAUGGUUUUCUGGCUUCAUAAGAAGGCCUGCACCGUGGCGGAGAUCUACCUGAGCAACCUGGCUGCUGCUGACCUUGUCCUAAUGGCUUGUUUGCCUUCCUGGGCUGUCAAUGUAUCCAAAGGUUUCAACUGGCCUUUUGAUCAGAUCCUGUGCAAAGUCUUCAACAUGGGCAUUACUAUGAACGUCUACUGCAGCAUCUACUUCCUUGUUCUGGUUAGCAUAGAUCGUUAUGUGGCACUGGUGCAUACAAUGUCCCAUGAAAGAAUGCGUAGGCCAAGAAAUGCCAAACUGGGCUGUGUGCUGGUGUGGGGGUUGGGCUUCCUCCUUAGUGUCCACACACUCAUCUUCAGGGAUCUGAAACAUAACCCUGGCUCGAAUGUUACUAAGUGCUAUCUUAAAUACCGAAACAUCAAUGAAGAGCUGCUGUACGAGGGGAUGCUGACUACGUUCACCUUCAUCAUCCCUAUUGCCAUUAUUUCCUACUGCACUAUAAAAAUUAUUCAAGCUCUGAAUAACCGGUUAAUACAGGGGCUAAACUCCCAGAAAGUGGAGCAUAAGGCCACCACUCUGGUGCUGGCGGUCCUCUUGGCGUUCCUGAUCUGCUGGGUCCCAUUCCGCCUGCUUAAGAUAGUAGAAUUGCUCAUAAAAGCAAAGGUCCUGCAAGCGUGUAUCAUCAUCAAAGUCCAAACCAUCAGUCUGCAGUUCUUUGUGUACUUAGCAUUCUUCAACAGUGUUCUCAACCCCAUCUUAUACGUCAUUGUAGGAAAGAACUUCCGAAAGAGAGCUAAGGAACUCUUCACUCAGUGGAGCAGUAAGAGAACGUCGACCCUCACCAUCAACUCCACACGCUCCAACCUGUUGAGAAGUUUUAAAUUGGUCUCAAGUUGAUCUGCAGGGGGGGAAAAGCAAGGGUAUGGUUUUUUUGUUGUUUUUUUGUUGUUUUUUUUCAUAAUUUCACAUAAUGAAAUGAGCUGUUAUUUCCCCAGAAGAAAAACAUUUGACUCCAAAUGAGAGAUCAGGAUUAUGUGUAUCUCGCCUUUCUCAACAAGGGUGUGGUCAUUUCAUGUCAUGUCAGGAUUACAACUGAUUGUUUCUCGUGAUAUCCUGUUGACAUUGUGCAACAUUCCAGGAAGUGAGACUCAAAUUACCAGCUCUGGCAUUGUAACACUUACUUCCAUCAGAAAUGCUUUCAGAAUUAACACAAUAAUAGCACUGCUACAUAAUUAAACAGCUCUACCAGAUUGUGUUUUAGAUUGCAUAGCUAAUGGGCACAAACUAAGAAAAUGGAAAUAAUGUAUUCAAAUGAUGAAAACACAGUUUGUGUCACUGUGUUUAAUUGCACAAAUUUACAGUCUUAAUAUGACACUUUAAUAGUAAAAUGUUCCAGGCCUGUCUGUAUGCAUGUCCGUGGAUAAGUGUGUGAAUCUGUUUCUUUGUACAUUGUGUUGCUCUGACUGUCUUUUCAUAUUUUAUUAUAUUAACACCUAUAAACGAACCCUGCUGCCAGUAUCUCUUUGCAGUGACAACACACGACACUGUGCCUGAAACAACCUCUAUGUUUCAGUUGUGAAACUAUUUGCUUAAUCAAUUUCAAGUAUCACCUGAGGUUCAAAAGACUUUACCUUUUGCUUAUCCACAGUAUACGAAUAAACUUUCACCUAUGUGAAUUUUUACAGACAUGCUGUUGACAUGCUGUUCAACAUGACACAAAUAUAUACAAAGCUUUUUGGUAUUACAUCUCGGUUCUUGUUUUCAUAGAUGUAUUUUCUGUGUUAUUGUAACUUAUCUCUCCAAUUUAAUUACUGAGAUCUGGGAACACAGUGUCAUCGCUGCAACAGCGGCCAAUCAGGAAGGUUAUAAACAAGCCAGGGCUGUAGUCAGAUUAUCUAAGACACUUUAUUUGGAAGUAAACGUGAGUUAUUAUCCCUUGCAUAGGAAACCUGUAUGCACACACAGCAAUGCUGGGUAACAGUAGAACAAGUCAGUGUGUAAACUAUCACAUCACGUUAUUUCUUUAAAAUUUCUAUGAUUGUUUAACAGCUCAUGGUUCUUCCAAGUCCCCAGAAGCAUUUUCACCAAUUUUCGCAGUGUCCCCAGAUCUUAGCAAGUAACAUGGUGAGUGCAAUCUUUUAGUGUCAAUAGGAAGUAUAACCAAAAGUGUGAAAGUAUGUGAUAAAAAAAACAAAACACAGAAGUGUGCUGAUUUUACACAUCAACGUCUGUUUACAGGUUUUGGGAGUACCAUUGCAUAUGUGAAAAAAAGUUGUAUGAAGCCUUUUGUGCCUCCAGAAGGAGCAGUGUGAAAUAUGAUAAAUUGCCUCAAGUGGCAUAACUUUAUUGUUACAGACGCCAACUAAUCCAUGUAGACGUACAAAGCUUAAUUCAAGAGGUUAUUAUAAAGAUCAGCUCUAAUCUUAACAUGUGAUCAGACAAAAGCAGAGCAGCAGAAUUUUUUUUAGAGAUUAGAAUUGCUGAGGGGGAGGAGGAGGUAAAAUAUCUGUUUGGAACACGUGGACACACAUUGUACUUUUAAGUAAAAGUCGUACCUGCAUUCAAAACCUUAUUUAAGUACAUUUAAAUUACUUAAACUAACAAAAGUUGAAGUACACAUUCCACAAUAAAUUGGUCACUGUCAUUGUUUUACUAUUAUAUAUAAUGUUUUCCUGAAUACUGCUGCAUUAAUGAGUAUAUUGCAUAUUACUUCUGUAGGUUUGUGCUUAUUUUAACUACUUUAUAUAUUGUUGGGUAGUUAUAUCUAAAGUAAUGCAUCAUAUUUUAUAAGACUAUAACGUUGCUGUUCUGUGAGAACUACAUAUCUGUAAAAGGUCAACUUUUAAUGAGCCUUGUUUUCAGCUUUGUGUCCAGCUAAUUGGGUAGGGUGGGAGGGAUAGCUGCAUAAAAUGAAAAUACUCAAGUAAAGUCCCUCAAAUUUGUACAGUACAGUACUUGAGUAAACAUAUUUACAUGUUACAAAGAAGGGCAAUGCUAAAUUGAUGAAAUACUAUUUUGAUGCUCUCAGGCUCAGAGGAGUUUCUAUUUGAUUUAGCACAUCACAGAACAGUGUCACGACUUUGUUCAGUAAGAUUAAACAUUGUUUAUGUCUUCAAGUUAGCCUCUCCUAGUAUUUGUUGAAAUAUGUCUGUAUUAAAGUGUACAGUGUAUUGUGUUGUUAGAAACCACAAGCGCAUGCAUCCAUCCUUAUUAAAAUAUAAAAUAAAGCCAA